AUGACAAUGCAAGACUAUGCCUUCCAUUCUUAUCCAAAAGGGUCUUCAGCGUUUUGGCAUAACAAGAACAGAGUAACCUAUUUCGUUAAUGGGAAGACUAACAAGAUGGAAGAAUCCCAGAUAAAUACUGAAAGUUCUGGUGCUAAAGAACGCCUCAAAGAGGACACCAAUUUCAACUCUGAAGAAAAUGAUCUAGUAUUUAAAAGUAUACAGUCAGGACAAAUCAUUUUCCAGAAAAAUAGUUCACUGACUAUGCCAGAAGACUUACAGAGGGACAGGUCUGAAAAAGCUUUAAGCAGAGUCCAGCCUUCUCUAUUCAUACAUGCUGGUGAUCCUACUAUAACUAGUGAAAACCUUUCCUUGACUAAAGAAGCUACUAUAAAUGGACCAGUUUCUUGCUCCCCAACCAUUACUUCCAUCAUAAGUACAGAUAGCAUUUCAAAAACCUUGGAACAAUCCGCUGUUCAGCAAAAAGAUUUGUGUUCAUCUUUGAAGGUGGUAUAUGAUCUCCAACAGCCUACAAUAAAAACUGCGCAGAUUUCAAGUCAGCAAGUUUUAUUUUUGAUACCUGAUAUAGCACAUACAAAGAAAGAUACCCAUUCCAUUGUAAAACUUCCUACCUCUUCUAUUUGUUCUGACACAACUAAUGGGAAUAUUUUCACAUUGGAUAGCACUUUAAUAGAGCCUGUAGAUGUGUGUGAUGAUAGGAAAAAUAUGCCAGUCAAAGAGGUAUAUAAUCCACAUGGUUGUGGAAAAGAUGAUUAUGUAACAGGAAAUGAGACCAAUAUGAAUGGUCAAAAAGAACUUGUAAAUAAUGAAAACGCAGCUGGAGAAUCUGAAAAAAACUGUGUUGUAAAAGUAGAGAAAAAAAGGAAGAGGAAAAUGGAUGGUAGUAAGAUAACUCGUUGCUAUUCAGAAGAUGCUUAUAAUGAUGAUUAUAUUUCAAAGAAAAAGUUAUUAAAUCUAGAUAUGAUGGAACAGAGCGAUGAAGAGCAACUCCUAGCCCCUCACAAUUUUGAGUUAACGAAGGUCAAGUCUGAAUCCAAUCUUGAUGACACGGAAGAACAUCUUCCAAAUGAAGCGAUAGAUGCUAUGACGCAUUAUAUGUGUAGCCCUGUUUGUGACUUUUCUGAUGAAGCAUCACCUGAUGAUGUUGGGUCAUUUUUUCCAAAUAAUGAUUGUGAUUCAUUGUCACCACCAACUUGCACUAAUGAUCAAGAGCCAUCAUUUUAUCCUUGCACAAAAUGCAAUGUAAAUUUUAGGGAGAAGAAACAUCUUCAUAGACAUAUGAUGUAUCAUUUGGAUGGGAAUAAUCACUUUCGGCAUCUUAAUGUUCCAAGGCCAUAUGCUUGUAGAGAAUGUGGGAGAACAUUUAGAGACCGUAAUUCACUUCUUAAACAUAUGAUUAUCCACCAGGAACGACGGCAGAAGCUAAUGGAGGAGAUAAGAGAAUUGAAGGAACUUCAGGAUGAAGGCCGAAGUGCGAGACUGCAGUGCCCUCAAUGUGUAUUUGGAACAAACUGUCCAAAGACAUUUGUGCAGCAUGCCAAAACCCACGAGAAAGAUAAAAGGUACUAUUGCUGUGAAGAAUGCAACUUUAUGGCAGUUAGUGAAAAUGAACUGGAGUGCCACAGAAGUGCUGCACACGGAGCAGUGGUAAAAUGUCCAAGUCUCACUUCAGAUAUACCCCAGAGAAAAGGUAUUAAAAAAGCCUCAUUAAAAAAUUCUCUUUUUCUUUCAUCCAAAAAAUCUGCAACUUAUAUCUGUAAGAUGUGCCCAUUUGCUGCUUCUACUAGAAACAAUUUAAAAAAACACAUUGAAUAUGUUCAUCAGUCAUCUUCCCCUGAUCACUUUAAUGGUUCCCUUUUACAGAAUUUCACAGAUUCUGAACUUCUAAGUGUUGGUAAGGAAACAAAACACAUUAUAAAACCUUCCUCUUCAUUUCCAAAGAAUUCUGUCUUAAAACAGGAUAUGAAAAGCCAUUAUGGUUCUGUAUCCCAAACAAACAGUUUUACAAAGUUGCAUCGAAAGCACAAAAUACAAAAAGCAAGGAAAAGUGCUGCUCAGUCUGUAGUUUGUAGUCCAUCCAUUUCCCCAAAUAAAUCCCUUCUCUUUACUAGCAAUGACCAAAAACAUAGGUAUUAUCAACAAAUUACAAAACCGAAAUAUGCCAGAGCGAAUCAUGGCUACAGAUACGGUCAGAAUUUCAAAAUGUUAAAGAAGUCUAAUGAUUUGUAUCCAUUAAAUUUAAAAAAGGAAGAUUCAUCUAGUACUUUAGAGUUGCUUUCAGCAUCCACUGAUCUUCAGAAUGAUUGCUCGAUUAUAGAUGCUGAGUCUUUACAGCCAAGGAAAUUUGUUGCUUUUAAAGAUCACAGGCGGGUAGCUGUAGAAAAGGUGCUUAAACCAGAAAAUGAACAUUCAGCCACUGAAGAAAGUUUAGACUGUUAUCCAGAUUUCCUUAAAAAAAUGACUUUUGUUGUCCUGAAAAAACUUCACCCCUCUGAACAAAAAGAUGAAUAUGAUUCAUGGGAAAAUGAUGAAAUAUAUGAAUAUACAGAACCUCCUGAUGGACCUUAUAAUACAGGAAAGCAAUCAGUUUAUCCUGUAUUCAAGGAGAAAUUGAACGAUGAGCAUGGUGAUGAAUCCACCCUGCACUAUAAUAGCAAUGAUGGUUUUUACUUUGAGUAUUAUGAAGAUGGGGAGGGGGAUGUAUUUAUACAAGACAUGCCUGGUGCUAAUCAUCUUGAAAAUGAUGACUCUGUGCUGCAAGAGCAUAGUGCUAUAUUCCAUUGGAGUGAUUUGUCUCUGGAAAAGAAAAAUUGUCCUUAUUGCCCUGCAACCUUUGAAACUGGGGUUGGACUGUCAAAUCAUGUUCGUGGGCAUCUUCACAGAGCAGGAUUGACGUAUGAAGCUAGACAUGUGGUGUCACCAGAACAGAUUGCAACUAGUGAUAAAAUGCAGCACUUUAAGAGAACUGGAACACCAACGAAACGAGUUCGAAAAGCAAUAGAAAAAUCAGAAAGUCCGUCCGAACAUACCUGUGCACUGUGUGGAGGAUGGUUUGAUACUAAAAUCGGAUUAUCAAAUCAUGUUCGUGGGCAUUUAAAAAGAAUUGGCAAAACUAAGUGGGAUGCAAACAAGUCACCAAUCUGUGUUCUUAAUGAAAUGCUGCAAAAUGAAGAAAAAUAUGAACAAAUAUUGAAAGCACUGAGUAACAGACGUCCAGUUCACAAACCAUUUAUAGCUCAGAAACCUUCCAGUAACAAUUCAGCUAGCACUGCUUUGCCUCUUGAAGCUCGCCAUAAUGGCUUAAAGCUUGGAGCAACAUCAGAUGUAGAGGGAUUGCCUUUAUCAAAUGAAUGUAAUAAGGCAAACAUUGAUGCUGACAAAGAUCAACCCUUUUCACUAAUUGAACUGCUUAAAAUGAAAAGAUUGGGUCAAGGAAAGAAUGUAGAACAUUCCGCUCAAAAGAUCAGUCAAACUGCAAGAAAAAGGUUCAUUCAAAAAUGCCUUCAUCCACUAAAUGAAGACUGUUCGUCGAUGUGUAAUCAGCACAAAUCAAUGGACUAUGCUAUGCAUGCAGAAUUCAAGCAAAAGAAAUCAAGAUCAAGGUCUGGAAGUAAGAAGAAAGGAUUAGCAAUGUCUCAUGGUGCUGAUGAGGUUUACAUCCUAAGAUGCAGGUUUUGUGGACUUGUAUUUCGUGGGCCUUUGUCUAUUCAAGAAGACUGGAUAAAGCACUUGCAACGCCAUAUAGUUAAUGCUAAUCUUCCAAGGACUGGGGCUGGUAUGGUUGAAGUGGAAUCGCUGCUAAAGAAACCUCCCUCAAUCUCUGAACCAUCAUUUCCUAUUCUAAUGGAAGCAACAUCAUAGAACCGAGAUUAUGUUAAAAACCACAAGACUUGUUUGGUGUACAUUGAAACUUUUUUAAAAAUAAAAGGUUGAUAAGUUUGUUUAAACCACAAUGGAUACAGUAAAGGCUGAUUUGCCGCAUCACAGAGACUUUUAAUUUACAUUAAGCUGUCCAGUUCAUCUUUGGCUAAAUUGUAUAUUAUUUUUUGUUGAUUACACACACAGUGUAAUACAACGCAAUGUAGUAGUUGAAAAAAUUUGAAAUAGUGUUUUUCCAGUUUUUGUAACGACUGACAUCCAGUUUGGGGGGGAAAAAAAGAAUUGGAUCCUUGUAAACAUUUAUUUAAACUACUUUCUCUAAUAACAGAUACUCAGUGUAUUUAAUUUAGGGCAUUAAGUAUUACCAUGUACUGCAAAUUUCACAAGACUGUUCCAUUCAAAUAGGGCAAUCAGUACUCUUAUGCGUAGAUGUAUGUGUUUUUUAUUACACAAAUUUUUGUACUAAAAAGUGGAAGGUGAAUUGUUUUAACAGAUCUUUCUGAAAAGUGUAUAUAUAUUAAUGGAACCUAUUUGUUGUAAGGAAAUCCUUUAUUUCAGUUGCAUUUCUCACUAACUGGUGCAUCCAUGCUACCUCCUACUUUGUCAACAAAGAUGUAUCUACCCAAUGACAUUUUUAAAUGUAGAUUUUGAGCAAAGUUCUGUUUAUAGAAAAAAAAUCAUUUGCUAUUCUCUUUUAAUAUUUUAUGUUAGUUUGGCACCUUAGUACUCUAUUAAACACACAUUUUGUAAAUAUGCCUUUCUCACCACACUUAAAGGGUGUUUUUAUGUUACGUUUAGCUUCACAUUCGAUCAUUUUAGCAGAAGUUUAAGAUUUCAAAAUACAAGAAUGUUUACAAUUAAAUUUUAAAACUUGUUUUGGAUGUGAUUGUGUAUGAACAUUGUGUAACACUAUGCUCUAAGGGCCCACUUACCGAAAUAUUAAAAUAAAUGUGUUGUGAGGAUGGAAA
This is a messenger RNA of Xenopus tropicalis (tropical clawed frog), 4856 nucleotides long. RefSeq names its product zinc finger protein 644 (gene znf644). The coding region runs from base 1 to 3870 and encodes 1289 amino acids. The record is from RefSeq and is a predicted model, not a curated record. The transcript has 6 exons. Lineage: Eukaryota; Metazoa; Chordata; Amphibia; Anura; Pipidae. Gene Ontology annotation, cellular component: nucleus.